Messenger RNA from Alternaria novae-zelandiae, 1731 nucleotides. RefSeq lists its product as uncharacterized. The coding region runs from base 1 to 1731 and encodes 576 amino acids. The transcript is spliced from 2 exons. The record is from RefSeq and is a predicted model, not a curated record. NCBI's taxonomy places the organism in Eukaryota, Fungi, Ascomycota, Dothideomycetes, Pleosporales, Pleosporaceae.
AUGGCCCCACGAGAUUGUUCCACAGUUCCCGCCGAUAGCGCGACCAAAGGCGCACAGAGCAAGCGACGAUGGCAGUUCCCCGACAGUAAGACUUCUGCGGACGUCACCACAUCGACAUCUGUAUCCAAGAAGUUGAAGCAAUCACAUCUAUCAUCACCAACACCUACUCGGCUCCUUGACCUAGACACCGCCUUGGUCCUUCAGAUCGCCAAAGCAGUCGGUCAAGAAGACCUUCCCAAGCUCAUGCGUACCUGCCAGGCACUGUGGACCAUUGGCCUCGAUGCGUUGUACAAUGACCAGGUGCGGUUUAACCUAGGCCCUCGAUUCCCCCCAAGCGACAGCCUCGUAGGAUACGGACCGACGUUCAGAUACAUCCAUCGCUUCACCCGGGAUGUGACAAUCGGCAUCACAGCACGUUCUGGCGCACAGGACUAUUUCCAGAUGCUAGCGCCGACGCUAGAACACACCUCGCUCACUUCGUUGAUAUUCACACAACCCGGGCUAUCAGACGAGCACCAACAAGGGCCGACUAGGUCAGCGCUGAACGGACAAUCAUGGCUGAUAUUGGAAGAUAUGCUGUGCAACGACAUUCGAGGCCUCAAUCUCCGAGACUCCUUAAGAAACAUUGACCUUCCGGAAGUCUGCGACCCACCUACCACCAAUAGCUCCGGUCAACACAUCGAUGACACUCUUCUGGAUAGCCGACUCAUCCUCAAGUUCGUAUCUACCCUACUGCAACCUGGCAAGCCCUUCCGAUUUGCAGCCGCAGGCAGCAAGGAGACCGGGGCGCUAAGGAGAGUUGCCCGGCGUCUGCUCGAAUACGUCGGUGUAGGAGCGCAUAUCGAAUCUUUCUACAUGCGUGGUUCUGAACCCGGCAAAGAUAAGGGGAUAUAUCGCAACCCCUUCUUGGACUUGGGAUUGGAACAAAAGUUCGCACUCACUAAGCUCGUCUUCCACGAUUUUUGCUUCAGAGAUCUUCCAGCGAGCGUCGCCCACUCUGUCGACCUCUCGAGUGUGCGCUCGCUUCGUCUCAUCCAGUGCUUAGACCCCGAGCGCCUGUUCUUCUACUUCAUGGAAUCAGAUUACAAUUCGAAGAUCAACAUCGAAGAUCUGUGUAUUCAGAUACUUAACUGGGACGAGCCCCUCUUGUGGCGAACCCACGACUUCGCGUUUACGAACUUCAUCACCAGUUUCAAUAGCCUACAGUCAGUGUGUAUGAAAGUAUGCAACACUUGGGUUGGAGCCAGGUCUGAAUACCCCAGGCUGAUCGACAUCUGGCGUUACCAUCCCGGCCUACGGGUCUACGAUGUAGAUUUCGGAAAUGAAAACGAUCUUUCGCUCCGCGACAUGGACAGUCUUGCAUCGUACUGUCCUGGAUUAGAAGUCUUUGGCUCUCGCGACAUUGUGCUCGGUACUCCGAUUUACGAUGGAGAAUGGAGCGAAUUCGACGACGAAGCUCCGUAUAUCACCGAAACUCUGGCCGCCGAAUUUCGAGAACUGAAGACGUGGAAAGUCUACUACAACACGGGACCCCUCUUCAAAAACGAAGAGGGAGAUGACUUUCACCACCUUGUCGCAACCUGCCUCUUCGACUUCUUCCGCGAGGCUUGCGAGGAGUACAAGAUCGAGUGCAAGCUCAAAACCAUCAUCUUGAUCGCACAAGAUGACGUCAUCCCCGACCAUAUCUUCCUUCGUGACGGCCUGUCACAGGGUCUCACAUACAACUUUUGA